Molecule: messenger RNA, 1764 nt
Organism: Aspergillus fijiensis CBS 313.89
Lineage: Eukaryota; Fungi; Ascomycota; Eurotiomycetes; Eurotiales; Aspergillaceae
Product: ribosomal lysine N-methyltransferase
Exons: 4
Coding region: 301-1764 (487 amino acids)
Biological process (GO): peptidyl-lysine monomethylation
Cellular component (GO): nucleus
Molecular function (GO): protein-lysine N-methyltransferase activity; protein binding
Source: RefSeq, a predicted model, not a curated record
GUUAGGACUACUCGGUCUAUCAGCGUCGCUAAGUUAACUACUAAUUACUCAGGUCUACUUACCCACCCCCCAUUUUCUCCCAUUCUCUCUUCACCUUCCCCCCCCUCCUCCUUCUCGUGACACUUCUAUCAACCACGCCAUACCUUUCUCCAUCCUCUCCCCCCUGUUCUCUUGGGAUUCAUUUCCGUCUCCCCUUGAAUUUCCGCGGCUGCUAGACGGUGGGGGGUUGCUCAAUUUCCUUUUUCUUUGGUGUGACAGCCAAUUCACACCACACAACUUGACCUCUUGUCGUCCCACAUCAUGUCCUCCACUACCCAUUUUCCAGACGCAAAUCACUUCCAGCAACAAUCAGAUGAGUUCAUCACCUGGCUGUCUAGUCUCCCGGGCGUCAAGUUGAACCCUAAGAUUCAGAUCGCUGAUCUGAGGGCCAGCGGCGCCGGCCGAGGUGUCGUGGCUCGACUCGAUCUCGAAGAAGGCGAAGAGCUUUUCACCAUCCCCCGCGCCCAUGUCCUCUCCGUUCAGAAUUCGAAGUUGAAGGGCCUGGUCUCCCACGACCUGGAGGAACUUGGGCCAUGGCUUUCUCUCAUGGUGGUCAUGAUCUAUGAGUAUCUUCGCGGUGAUCAGUCCCCAUGGGCGCAGUACUUCAGAGUCCUUCCUCGGAAUUUUGACACCCUGAUGUUUUGGUCCCCAGCCGAACUUGCGGAGCUUCAAGGCAGCGCCAUCGUGAACAAGAUCGGACGACAGGGCGCAGAAGAAUCCAUACUCAAGACCGUAGCCCCCAUUGUACGGGCAAACCCUUCCCUGUUCCCUCCCAUCGACGGUUUAGCCUCUUUUGAAGGAGAUGUCGGUACGCAAGCUCUCCUCCACCUGGCUCAUACCAUGGGGUCGCUUAUCAUGGCCUAUGCAUUUGAUAUCGAGAAGCCUGAGGAUGAAGAUGAACGCGAUGGAGAAGAUGGCUAUGUUUCAGACGAAGAGGAAGGACAGUCGUCUAAAGGCAUGGUCCCUUUGGCCGAUCUGCUCAACGCAGAUGCCAAUCGAAACAAUGCUCGCAUCUUCCAAGAAGAAGAGAUUCUUGUUAUGAAAGCUAUCAAACCUAUCGGAGCUGGCGAGGAGAUUUUCAAUGACUACGGAGAGAUCCCCCGGUCAGACCUCCUGCGACGGUACGGGUAUGUCACCGACAAUUAUGCUCCGUUCGAUGUCAUCGAGGUAUCCCUCAGCAAUAUAUGUCAGGCAGCGGGUCUUUCGAAUGCUGAUGUUGAAUUGCAACCUCCGCUCCGGUUCCUAGAAGAGUUGGAACUCCUUGAUGACGGCUAUGCCAUCCCAAGACCCUCCCCUGAAGAUCAGUUGACAGACAUCCUCCAGGAUGAAUUGCUUCUGUUGCUCAAGACUCUAUCGCUGUCGCCAGAACUUCUGCAGAAGCAGAUGUCCAAGAACAAGCCUCCCAAGCCGACAUUUGGCGAAGCCGAAGCUACCAUACUUGGUAGAGCGCUGGAGCUCAACCAAGCGCACUACCCAACAACCAUCGCACAAGACCAGGAGCUUCUCGCUCAAUUGAGCCAGCCAGCCGCCCUCAACCCUGCUGAUACAUACAUGCGCCGCAAGGCGAUGGCUAUUCAAGUCCGCCUUGGCGAGAAAGAAGUUCUGCAAAAUCUCUUUACGAUGCUCAACAACCAAAUCAGCAAUCAGGCUAACGGGACCGCGGCCAAGCGCCCUGCCAACGACGACCACGACGAAUCGAGACGCCCCAAGGCUUUCAGAUCUUGA